This is a messenger RNA of Mizuhopecten yessoensis (Yesso scallop), 1232 nucleotides long. RefSeq lists its product as uncharacterized. Gene Ontology annotation, molecular function: calcium ion binding. The coding region runs from base 3 to 707 and encodes 234 amino acids. Gene Ontology annotation, biological process: cell-matrix adhesion. The record is from RefSeq and is a predicted model, not a curated record. The transcript has 5 exons. Gene Ontology annotation, cellular component: lysosome; extracellular region. NCBI's taxonomy places the organism in Eukaryota, Metazoa, Mollusca, Bivalvia, Pectinida, Pectinidae.
CUAUGCUGCUAUACUUUUUAUUGUCUUCAUUCUUCGUACUCACCCCAGCGUCUCCCACGCCAAGAUGCUGUAUGUACGACCAGUGGGAGGGCGUGUUGUUCUUUGGGUUCGGAUCGGCUGGCAAUGACUUGUUGUUUAGUAAUGGAACUGCCCGAGUAUCUUACGACCUGGUCAACGCCAAGACGUUUGUCAGCUUUGAGAUUUACCAAAGGUCAGCAUCGUCGCCGGUUUCUCGAACAAGUGCUGUCUUCAUUUCUCACUUCAAAACGGGUGUCAAGUAUACGAUAUCCACCAAGAAUCGGACAUGUGAGAAAGGUUCACUUUCAACAACAAACAUGACAACGUAUUGUGCAUCAGAAUUUCACGACAGCGGAGGUCAUCCGCGAGGACGUAUCGGGGGAUCGAUGGCGGUGACGAAUGUAGACAUUCUCGAGGAAACAAUCUACUCUACAAUAUACCAAGACGCUUCCAACUGUAUGCCGUUAUUUGCAUGGGGCCUACUGAGGGCUCCAGGGCUGGGAAUAGCGGCCGGUGCUGAUUUCCUGGACCUAGAAGAAGGGAUCAGAGACCCUUCUGUAUUUACGCCUCCAUCUUACUGCCCAGAACAAAUGUCAGGGAAAGAGGAUGAUUCGUGGUUCUUAGGACUCUCAAGUCUGUUUAAUAAAAAAACAGCUUUAAGUUCUCAAUCGUCGUCCCCAUUUUUUUAAUUUGAUUUUUCGUUUAAUCUUGUGUUGUGAACUGAAACAUUUAUUGUUAUGCGACACGCCAUCUAGUCAUGGUACGAACUUUUAUCACAUUUCAGCAGAUCAUGUUGAAGGGUCAGAAAUUAAUGUUGUGAAACGAAGCAAACAGACGAAUGAAUGAACAAAAUAACCAUAACAUCGUAUUCCUCCUAUAUCUUGUAUGGCUUUAAGUUGAUAAAACUAUAACAUUAGAUUGUCAACAUUGCAGUGAUACCCGUAUCCGUCAUCCUGGACCAUCAUCUAGCUAGAUAUUUAUGCAAACCAUUGCCUGCAAAACCGUUGGUACCUACUUUAGUGCAGCACUUCUCAAGAUCAAGUAGCAUUCUAUAUGAUAAGUCAAGCAUGUUCUGUCGGUGAAAAUGUUAUUAAUCUAUAUAAAAUCCUAUUUCGUAAAAACAAGAAGUAAUGAAACUGCGUGAGGUUUAGUGACCUUCCAGUAAAGAAAUGUUACCAGAGUGUCACCUGUAUUAGAACAAACCAUUGUUUUAA